This is a messenger RNA of Telopea speciosissima, 2361 nucleotides long. RefSeq names its product BRCA1-associated RING domain protein 1-like. The record is from RefSeq and is a predicted model, not a curated record. NCBI's taxonomy places the organism in Eukaryota, Viridiplantae, Streptophyta, Magnoliopsida, Proteales, Proteaceae. Gene Ontology annotation, biological process: negative regulation of fatty acid biosynthetic process; positive regulation of transcription by RNA polymerase II; double-strand break repair via homologous recombination. Gene Ontology annotation, molecular function: ubiquitin-protein transferase activity. Bases 62 to 2281 code for a protein of 739 amino acids. Gene Ontology annotation, cellular component: BRCA1-A complex; plasma membrane; BRCA1-BARD1 complex. The transcript is spliced from 13 exons.
UGCCCUCACUCUCUCUUGUGUUCUUUCUUUCCUUUGAAACGAGUAACCACAGGAACCGGUAAUGGCGGAUUCUGUGAAAAGCGGUCGCUUUCUUUUCCUCAAUCCAUGGAUACUCCACUUGCAGAAGAUGUGUCUAGAACUCAAGUGUUCCCUAUGCUUGAACUUGCUGAACCGACCAUUACUGAUGCCAUGCGAUCACAUAUUCUGCAGUUCUUGCAUUCUUAGAUCAACAGAGUUCGGUUCCGAGUGUCCCGCCUGUAGAUCACCUUUUGUUGAUGAAGAUUUAAGGCUGGCUCCUCACAUGGAAAAUAUGGUUAAUAUCUAUAAGAGCAUGGAUGCCGCCUUUGGCACUAAUCUCUUGCACUGGGUACCUCAAAGUCAUAUUGAUGCGGCUGUUGUGGCAAGGGCAUCAGACCGACUCCCAGUUACGUUUACUGAUGUUAUUGAGGAUAGAUCCAGGAAGGAACCAGUUAACACCAAGCGAACUCGAACGGGAACCUCUGGCAACCCAAACUCAUCCCCUGCAUUACGUGCUACUGAAGGGGCUAAAGUUCCUUUGCAACAUUCAGAAGUCAAAGUUGAGAAAUCUGAAAUUCCUGAUGAAUCUCAUGUUCCAAGUAAUAGUGGUGCGCUGAAAAAGUUAGAGCAACAGCUUGGGGAACAGAGGGUGCUUCAAGGGGAGGAGAGUGCCCCGUCAUCGCAGGCUCAGCAGCUUAGAGAUGAGAGUGGAGCUCCAGAAGGGUAUUCGAAUCAAUUCACGCAAACAUCCCCGGACAGCCCGCCAUCUUUUGGCGCUGGGAAGGAUUCGGAUGAUGACAGCACUUAUCAUGGUAGCCAGCAUAGUGUUGAUAAAUUCUCAGCAAAAAGCAUGCUGAAUAAGGAAUCAGUAGAUGGGUUUGUAAGAGAGAUGGGUCGAGGACCAUCAACUCAAUCUGGAGAAGAUCAUGGUAGAGAAUCAAAGAGGAUGAAGUUGAACCAUGAGGCUAGAGAUAUUGCCCCUGAAAACGACAUUCAUAAGUCACCUUUUACUGGUUCUGAGAAUGUGGUGAUGUCUAAAUCCAUACCCAAAAAUUGGUCAUCUGCUACUGUGCAGCCAUCAGUUGGUCCAGACUGUUCAGUUUCAAAAUCAGCUGUGAUCUGUGCAUUUUGUCAGACAUCAAGUUUGUCGCAGUAUACUGGGCCAAUGAUGCAUUAUGCCAAUGGGAAGGAAGUAGUGCCAGACAAGGUAGCACAAUCCAAUGUCUUGCAUGUACACAAGAAGUGCAUUGAAUGGACACCCCAGGUGUAUUUUGUUGAUGAUACUGUUUAUAAUUUGGAGAAAGAAAUUUCAAGGGGUGCAAAACUUAAGUGCAGCCAUUGUGGGCUGAAGGGUGCAGCUCUUGGCUGUUAUGAAGAAUCCUGCCAAAAAUCUUUCCAUGUUCCCUGUGCAGUACAAAUUGAAGAUUGUUGGUGGGAUAUUGAAAAUUUUCUAGUGCUUUGUCCUACUCAUUCUUCAAAAAAGUUUCCAAAUGAAACCUCCAAGCUUGGGAAGAGAAUGGGAGCUUGCCAUGUUUCAGAAAAUCAAAUAGACAGUUGUCAACCUAUCAAAUCAGGGGAAAUGCUGGCUGGUAAUCAUCAAGGAUGGGUUCUGUGUGGAUCUUCACUCUCCGUUACAGAGAAGAAUCUUUUGACCAAGUUCGCAAAACUGACUGGUGCUACUAUCUCCAAGGUUUGGAAGCCAAAUGUCACCCAUGUGAUUGCUGCGACAGAUGAAAUGGGUGCUUGCAGCAGGACUAUAAAAGUCCUUAUGGCCAUCUUGCAUGGGAGAUGGGUCUUAAAAAUUGACUGGAUAAAAGCAUGCUUGGAAGCUGUGCAGCCUUUGUCUGAAGAGCCUUUUGAAGUUCAGCGUGACAUCCAUGGUUGUUGUGAUGGCCCCAAAAAUGGCAGACUUAGGAUAUUGGAGAAGGCACCAAGGCUAUUGACUGGCCUCAACUUCUACUUCUUUGGUGAUUUUGUGCCAUCAUACAAGGAAUGCCUCCAGGAUUUAGUGUUGGCUGCUGGGGGUACCUUUCUUACGAACACGGGCAUCUUGCUCCCACAAGAUAGUAAACACGCAACUUCCUCGACAUUCAUUGUUUACAACCGUGAUCUCCCGGAAAAUUGCACUUCAAUGGAGGAGUAUAUGGAAUUUAGAUUCAAAGAAGCAGAAGAUUUUGCUGCCGAAUUCGGAUGUCGAGUCAUUGGCCAUACAUGGCUUUUAGAAUCAAUAGCUGCUUGUAAGAUACAGCUUCCUAGAUGCUAAUAUUUUAGGUUCAAGAGCUGUGUUUUUUGGCUUGUGUAGAGAAGCGUGCUUUUAACUUCAUGAAUGAGGAGGGCAAGUAA